AGCGGAAGAAUAUUGCGCUCCUAAAGUCGCGCAAUAUUUACCUUGAAGAACUCGUGCAUAUUUCCCGAUACCAAGCUAAUAACCUAUAAUUAUGAACUUUUAAAUCUUAGUAAAUAAUUGAAAUAUAAAUAUUGAACAUAUUGUCAACAAUUUUGACUAUAUGAGCAUUGGAUAUGAUUAAAGAUGAAUCUCUUCAUCUCAAUGUAAUACAAAACCUAUAUUAUAUCAAAUGGCAAUGCUAUAUAUAGUUGGGUUGUUUUGAAGAAAACAAAACAGACAUUCAAACUUAAUACAUACACGUUCAUGUUAGCGCAAUAACAAUACUGAUUUGUUAAUAAAGACCUUUGUUAAAGUUGUAUACUUCUAGCAUAUGUAAUACAAUGGUAAAUAUAUUCUAUCUCUAUUCUUAGAAAUGUUUAUGAGCAUUCCUUUUCUGUAGAGAUAAUAAGCGUCUGCCUAUAAGUUUUUGAAACUUGGUUUCACUAUCACCUGACAAAAUUUCCUGGGCACCAAAGACAUCAUGCAAGGUUCUGUACAAUUUCCCUCUGCAAGUGUUCACAACACAAGGUUCCACAAUUAAGACACAUGGAUCUAAUAUAUGUGUUUUCAUAUUUACAAAUCCAUAUUUUUGCUAAUUUCAUAAGCAUGCAAUUAGCUCAGGUAAGUAUCCGCACAUUCCUAUAUUAUCGCUCUUUCUAUAUCUGCAUGCAAAAAUCGAAAUCUUGUAAAGUCAUCAUCAUUUACCAUUCUUUGAGUACAAUUUUCAGUUUCAAAAUUUUAUAUAUUUUUCCUACACAAUAUUUUCUAUGCUUCUUUAUGCUAUGCUUUCCAUUAUUGUUGAUAAUCAUACCCAUUUUACAACUUUGCGGGAAUUAUCCGGUCUGUAUAAUGAAUUUAGAUAAUUCUGGAAUUGUAACCAGCUACUUAUGACCACCAUGUUUAAAAUGUUCAUUGCAGACAAUAUCGAACAAAGAGCUUUCCUAUUAUUCGAUGGCAUGAUAUGUCUUGAUGCAAUUUCUGGUGUAAGGUCUGGUAAAAUUUCAGGACAGUUCAAAUCGGUGCGUGACUUUCUGCAAUGUAUUUUAAGCAAUUCAACAUUCUCUACAUGGAAUAUCAUGAUCGUUACUUUCCAUGAAAAAUGAAUAAAUGCUGAAUAAGCAUAUGGAGAUAACAUUUUUGAUGAUUUUCAUUACAGGUCAACUACCUUAAAUAAUCUAUAAGAUGUUUUAUUUAUUGUUUUUUAACUAAGUAAGCGGGUCACUUCAGAUAUCAACAGUAAUUUACAACUUAAACUGUUUACACAACUUGAAAAAAGAUUUUUGCUUGUGUCCUCUCGUUUACAAUUAUAUCAACACUUACCACCUGAACUGAGUGCAUGCAUGAGUUGAAAAUAUUGAUUGUAAAAUAGUGUAGGGCUUUGUUUAUAUUAUAAAAUCUUUAAUAAUUUCUUUCUCUUUCACUGAGAUUUUUUUCAUGACUUUUAGACUCUUGGGUAGUCUUGAAUUUUGAUUUUAUUAACAGACAAAAGGACGUUCAGUAAAGGCUCUUUCAAAAUGUUGAAAGUAGACUAAACUUACACUAUACUCUAUUCAAUUUAUUCAGAUGUGGAGACAUUUGAGAUAGACUACAAUUGGGGAAAUACUAAAAUCAUUGAAUAACGGUCAAUACAAGAGUUGUCCAUUUUGCUCCAGAUACUUUGAGACAGUCAUUUUUUAAAUAUAAAAUUUUUGGUGCACUUAGCUAUCAUUUCACUCCGAAAAAAUCUGUACAGAUGAUCUUGUAUUUUUAGGUAGGCUACCAUCUCUAUUAAUAGUAUAAGAGACAUUGGUUAAAUUGACUUGUUUAUAAUAGUAGAAGAAAGAAGAAUGUUUGAUGUUCGGCAGAGCCUUUCAUUUUAUUAUGUCAUUCAACUCGUUUAAUAAAUUCAAUAUGAAUAGAUACUCAGUAAUAUCCUCUACAGUAUGUGUAGAUUCAAGAAUGUUGUUGGUUUUAUUAGAUGAACCGAUUCAAAAUAAAACGUCGUUUUGAAACAGAUUAUUAUUAAAAUUCAAUAAUGAAUAACUUCCUUUUCAAAGAUUCUAUUACAUUAAUGCAUAUUUUCUGUUCUACAGUUGUGCUAUGUCUAAAAUGACGCGAUAAUUUUAGGGUAAACUCACGAUGGUGUUAGAUACGGAGUUACGAUAGGACGAGUGCACAUAUAAAAUACUGGACGAAGAGAGUUCUAUACGAUUUUUAGUUGUGUCGUGUCCAAAUAUAUCUCUGCAGUGUAAAAAAUUAAAUUACUCUUUUAUUACAUAGUCUAAUUUUUGCUAACCAUUUGUGUAACACAACAAUAAAGGUUCCAAAACAAUCACUUUUAACGUAAUCGUACACAAAAAGAAAAUCGAGUGCGGAUGGUCGUUUGUUCGUUCUCUGGCCGCAUCUUAUCGAAGAAGUGAAAACAGAUAAUAGUAAUUUCCUUCUUUGGCGACCAGCAUUGAGAGGAUAGUGCUAGGACUGGUUAGCUUGGUGUCAGUAUAAUGUGACUGGGUGGGGUAUCAUGUAGUGCGUUUACGGCGUGAUAUUCUAGUGGGGUAGUACUAUAAUAUAAGUUUAGCCUUGCGCUUACUGCUACGCGUAGACACCAGCGUUUAUAUGACUGGAAAAUUGUAAAACACACCCGCACACACCAACAUACGCGUGCUGAGUUGAUCUUUUUCAGCUACUGUGUCGAGACUUGUACAACAAGAGUCUUCGACGGCGUUUAUUACCACAAGAAAACAGGUAUAUGCGCAAAGUUCAGGGAAAGAUUUGAAAAAGAGGAAUGGAAAAGAAUUAAAUAGUGCGGGCGUAUCUGAAGAGGAAGAUGGCUCGAUUAGGAAGUCAAAAAUAACGAAAUAUGCAUCUUCAGCAAGCGCACAUGUAACUGAAGUGGUUUGGGACACAGAACAGAUCCAAAGAUAUGACACACGGAAGCAGGGCAAAGAAUUAUAUAACUCGGGCGAAUCUGAUGGCGAAAACGCUACUGUGCCGAGAGUUAAGCGCCAAGAACCUUCGACGUUAUUUACUACUGCAAGCAAUCAGGAAUUAAAGAGUGCAGGCGAAUCUGAGGACGAAGAUGGCUUGAUUAUGAAGUCCCUAAAAUCGAAGAAUGAAUCUUUUGCAAGCGUACCAGUCACAAAACAGAUCCGUAGAUAUGGCACACGGAAGCAGACUCAGAAAGUUGAUGAACCAAGGUCCACAGAUUUGACUAGCUUGAGGGACUCGGAUGGUAUGGACAGUACAAGUAGCUUGGAGUAUGCUGCUACUUCGAAUGUUAUUGAUCAAGAGCUUUUGGCGUCUUUGAAAAGACAACAGGAAUUGAAUAGUGCGGGCGAAUCUGAAGAGUCUGACGAAGACACCUCGAUUAGGAAGUCCAAAAUUCCGAAAUAUGCACCUUCAGAAAGUGUAACAGAAUUAAAGUUGGACACAAAACAGGAAUUACAUCAUGCAGGCGAAUCUGAAGAAGAAGAUGACUCGAUUAGGAAGUCCAAAAUACCGAAAUAUGACAGAAUGCAUGCGAUUGUUGCAGACAUAAGUAAUAAAAGAAUAAAACCAUUACCAAGUCGAACUACUAUUGAGAAGAUGUGGUCAAUAAAGGGGGAAUCAGAGCAAAGUUUUCAUUACUAUUGCCACGAUAUUUGUACGUUCAUCAAGAACAAAUCUGAUAGUAUCCUGAAUGUCUGGCCGGCAUAUGCCACAGAUGAAGCAAACGGAAUGUGCUUUAUAGUUCAAACUCAAGAAAAACUACCAGAACUUAGCGAUGUCGAUUACCCUGUGUAUGUCAGGCCUAUGAGUCAGUAUAGCAACGAGAACAAAAUAGCAAUGCAAAGGAAAGAAGCUAGAGACAAUAUGCUGGAGUUCAAGGAUGUAAAGCACAUACAAGAAGUAAUAGAUAGGCAUACAUCUGAAUUGUUUAGAUGCCACUCUCAACUCUCAGUAAUCUCUGGCAGUGGAUUUCGUUCCAAAGGCUACGAUGAACAUGACAACAGCAACCACCAAAUCAUACCUGGAAACACUGUUGUAAUGUACGUGAAAAUAAAGGGUAAAGUGCCACUGCUUGAGAAAUUGCUUCCAACAGAAUUAGAUGGAAUACCUGUUGAUGUAAGAGAAGGGGGAUUUGAGAGUGCUAGUUUAAACGCGACCGAUUGCCUUCCAAAUUUACGCAUGGGAUGCCAGAUUGCUUCCGCUGUUGGUGCAGGAACCCUUGGCGGUUUUAUACAUCAUCCAAUGUACGGUCUGUGUGGGACUACAUGUGCACACGUUGUACUCUCCGAUGCUGAAUUAAAAAGCUCAGUCACGAAAAAUUACGGAAAAAGAACAUGGGAAGAAGAUGAAAAGAUCAUUCGUCAACCAGCAAAUCGCGGUAGAAAAGUUGGCAGAGUGACAGAGACCUUCUUCAAAGCUUGCGAGGAGGGCAGUUGCGGGAUCGAUCUGGCUGUUUUUCAAAUUGAAGAGAGACCUCCAAACUCUGGAAAAUUUCCUACAGUCAAGGGCGUUGAAAUAGAUAUGAUCUAUGAAUCUGGUAAGAUGUGUGAAAAAUCACCGUUUCUUCACGGAAGAAAAGUACGAAAAUUUGGAUCUGCUACUGAGUUUACUGAAGGUGUCGUAAACUUUCCUGGAGCUGUGUGUAGGCUAACUCAUGGAAACAAAGAGCAGACUCAACUUUUCAUGAAGGUGAUAGAUAUUUGCUCAUUGGACGGACCUGACUUUUGUUUGCGUGGUGAUUCAGGGGCACUUGUGUUUCAGACAGGAGUUGGUCGCGAUUCGGUUUGUGUCGGUAUGUUAAUCGGGGAAGUAAACGGAAAUGGAAUAGCUCUACCUAUCUCAGAAGUAAAAGAGAAGUUGGGAGUAUCAGAAUUUGAACCCUUUAGACUGUAGUGGUAUAAAAGAUCUUCUUAAUAGCUUGCAUCGAUAAAAAACAAACAAAGCUCUCCAAAUUACUUGCUGAACAGGUUUGCUUUCUUUUAGAUCAAUCUGACUGUUACCGUUUUAUACCCUUUGUUUAAAGGUCAGCAAGUAGUUGCCUGAAUGUGUUUUGACAGCAUGAACACUCUUUUCACGUGCCCUUUUUUUGGAAUGAACAUAAAAAAGUCUGCUUAUGAUGAAAGAUUGGGUUUCUUAUUAUUUUAGCGUUCACUCAUAGACAAACAAACAUGUUAGAGACAAUAUAAGUCAACUUACUGAAACUUUAACAUUAGCUGUAAUUCAAGUAUUGAACUUUAGCCUUAUCUUUUUUUAUACUUAGUGAUCCUCAAAUAUUUCUUUAUAGUGUAAAUACAUAGAAGUAUAGUAUCACCGUUACAUUUAUUUAUUUUUGUAUACAGUUUUUUAAAGUUAAAGACACGAAUACCUACAGAAAAGUCGUAACUGCAACCUAAAAAAAAACAGUAUACCUAAUUCUCGAUAUUCCGUGGUUUCUCGUUCAUUCCGUGGCUCUCAAAAUUACACUUGUGCCACUGUCGCGCAUGUCCAAAGUUUCAGUGCUAAGGAAAAAGAUGGUGGCAUACAAAAACUUUUAUUAAAAUACAAACAUGCAAACCGAUUAUGACAAAAUUGUAGCAACACAUUAAGCCCCCCCCCCCCCACCAUAACUAAAUUCUGAGCAGUGUAAUUUGUCAAGGUACCCUUAACCAUAGCGACCAUCAAUUAGCCAGUCAGAGCCACGGAUACAACGAGAAGCUGCCAGCUGAUCCAGACCAAUGUAGGUCAACAUCAUGAUGUGAGAUUUUUCAUCUUCUGUCAUAUCUUGUUGACUUUUUGACUUAGCAUGGUUAUAUUGAAAGGUUGCAGCUACUUUUGGUUAAAAAACAACAUGUGAAUACCUAACAUCAAAUGCGCAUGUUCAAUUUUGGCAAUUAAGAGCCACGGAAUUACGAGAACACAGCAUACCAAAUUAAAUAGUAUAUAACACAAGGCUUUUGCAUGCAUAUAUUUGCGAAGUGGCUUGAAAGCCAUAUUUAUUUAAACCUUAGUGAACGAUUAGCAAAGUUUAUUUUUGAACUUUUACUCAUGCAUUUCUGCCUUAUACCUUAAUCCGUAUUUAAAGACACGUAAAUAAUUUGAAAGGUCCUCCAAACGUAAAUAGAGUAUAUGUUUGAAAAACUACCCGUUAUACUCAAUAUAAUAAAAUAAUAUAUUUAAACAUAUUUAAGGUGACAAUAAUUGUAUCAUUUUCGAACGAGUGUUUCAGUUAAAUUAUGUAUAAAAAUAUGUUGUUCUUUUUUCUAUUUGGUUGUAAACCUAGAUUUAAGCUCAUUUUCAAAUUUCGGUGUGAUUUGGACUUUGAUUUUGAUUAAGCAUGCCACUUUGACUAAGCAAGCACAUUUGAUUUUCAGUAUUUUCCUAGGUUUUGAAAGACUGAUUUCAAGCAACUAAAUAAAUACUAAAUAGACAAAAGACUUGUACAUAACAUCAUAUUUUCAAUAACCCGACUUUUGUGGUUGCCUGUUGAAAUGGGUUUUGAGUGACGCAUUUUAGACGAAAGCAAAUACUGCCCGUGAUUUUGUCGUGGAACAUAUAAUCUGUAUAAAUAAUGUAAUUUUUACAAGGUUUAGGGCUUCUACUUGUCCUUUUCAGAUUUUUUAUCAAAGUUUUCUUUCAGUGAAGAAGAGUGUUUUUUUUUAUUUCUAAUUUUAAAACAUUUUAAUGCUGUAAAAUUCAUUUGCAUACCUAGGAUAUACUUGACGAAAAGAUUAAAAACAUAACAUCUUUAAAGAUUUAAGGACAAUUGUAAAAUGGCUUUCAUUACGACAUAUCCGAUUUCAGUAUCUUUCCGUUUUUAUCAUAGCUUAGACAUUCUAUUGCUGUGUUUCUAUUGUAGGGUUUGAUUAUCAACUAUAAAUUUCAAUAAAUGUUCAAUUGAAAAUAAUAGCCCUUAAAUUAGGACAGUGAAAAUAUGAGGUAAAUCUGUAGAUCUGUGAUAUGAAUUACUGUUACAGAUUUUACUCAUUAAUAUUUUUGCCUCACUGUUACCCUGCUUUUCUAGCUUGUGCCUUAAAUAUCAAGGUUAUCAAUGAAAAGAAUGGACUAUAUUUUCCUUUUGUUUCACUAUCCUUGCUGCUGAUGUGCACAACAUGAUUUAGAAUUCGAGUUUUUACCAAAUAUAAUUUAUGCAUCAAGACGUGUAUAGUCAUGUUUAUGAAACAUUAGUUUUGCGAUAGUCUAUAUCCAUGUAUGUUUGUAUACAUCAAUUAUUGUGGUAUAGUUCGUCGCAAUUUGACCGCGAUGGUUGACCUUAGGCUGAUUAUUCAUAUAGAUUAUUUCAUUGUAGAAAAUAAGGGGUGCUAAGGGAAGCCGUGUAUUGUUCAGAGUAUGGAAUUAGUUUGUGUACAGUGCACUAUCAAAGUAUAUAUACUUAAAUUUGAUCAGUUAAAACUUUCCAGUACACUAAUUUAUAUUUACAUAAAUAUUUAUUUCCAUUUUCUCGUGCAGCUCACACCACUGCAGUAAAUCUAUAUCACGAUAAAUGUACGUAAAAUUUGAAUUUAUGAAUGCAAAAAGAUGAAGCGUACAUACCUUUUUAAUAAUAGGUUGUGCCUCAUUAUGUAUUAUAAUACAAAGGUCAACCAUCGAGGUCAAGUUGCGUCUACUAUAGUUUUUACGUUUGUUAGUAAUAGCAUGUGUGUACAGAUGUGUUAUAAUAUAUGUAAACAAUGUUAUAAAACAUACUAAGUAGGAAGUGAAAUUGUAUGUACAUUUUGUCUAGGAAAAGGGUUCUAUUUAUUAGUUAGGUUUGGUUGUAUAUACAUUUUUUCUUUUACGUUUCUGCUAUGCAAUUUCCUGACGAUUUCAUGAGCAAACAUAAAUGAGUGCACAGUAGGACACAUUUAUGAUUCCUUAUUUGCACACAUGAAUGAACUUGCGUUUAUGUUCUACAUUUAUUCCUAUCUUUAAAAUUGAGGUUUGAAAAUAUGUUAAUUUAACAUUUGUAUGUGCUUGAUUGCAUGGCUUGUUUUGUUGCAUCUAUUGAUAUAUGCUUCAUGUAUUUUUAUAUUUUGAAUUGCAAACAUAUCGCUUUGAUAUUUUAUUAUGUCCAUUGGUUCUUUGUUUUAUGAAAAGGGAGCAUCUGGAAAGAAUUUAUAAAUGUAUCUAUCAUUACUUUUGAUGUGCAUAACAUGGUUUAUAAUCUGAGUUUAUACUUUAUAUAAUUUAUGCAUCAAGUCGUCUAUAGCCGUAUUCAUAACAUUUUAAUUUUGUGAUAUAGCUAUGUAUGUGUGUAUACAUUUAUUAUUGUUAGGUGGUAGGUGUACAGAUGUGUUAUAGUGAUAAAAUAAUGUUAUAGAACAGUCUAAGUACUAAGUAAAAUAGUAUAUACAUUUUGUCUAGGAAAAAGGUUUUAUUUGUCGCUUAUGUCUGGUUUACCAUUUUCUGCGAUGAAAAUUUCUUGACGAUUUCAUGAGCAAACACAAAUGAGUACCAACAGGACACAUUUAUUAUUCUUUAUUUGCACACAUGAAUGAACUUGUGUCUAUGUACUCCAUGUAUUCCUUUCUUUAAAGCCGAGGUUUGAAAACUUGUUAAUUUAACAUUUGUAACUUUAAAUUCUGUCCUAGUGCUUGAUUGCAUGGCUUGUUUUGUUGCAUCUAUUGGUAUAUGUUUCAUGUAUUUUCAUAUUUUGAAUUGCAAUCAUAUCGUUUUGAUAUUUUUUAAUGUCUAUUGGUUCUUUGUUUUAUGAAAAGGAAGCUACUUAAUGCAUCUAGAAAUAAUUGAUAUUAAAUAUAAUGUCCUUUAUAUAAUUCAAGUGACUACGUCUCUAGAACGUAACCUCUGGUAGGAAUUGAACUUACUUUGUACAAGUGACGGGCCUUACUUGGGUCCGGACGUGUUUUACCUACUAUCAGUUCAAACAGUCACUGCUAUCAAAUGACGCUAGGCUUAACACAUUUGAUAUAAUAUUGAAUAAGUUAGCGAUACAGUCUAUCUUUGGCUCUUGCUAAAUCAUUUUGCUUGAAUUUUGAAGUUGAAAAAUAUAUGAAAUAAACCAGAAUGAAUUCACAAUUUGUUCAGGCGCAUCAGCUCAGCUUCGUUCUUAAACAUUUACUCAGUCAAGUUGAACUGUUCUAUAGAUUAACUCUAACAUUUCAAACGUCAGACUUAAUUGCCUCGUUAAAAUUAUAUAUGGGAAAGAUAACCCAUUUUGUAAAUUGUUACCUGCUACAAAAUUCUUUGUAAAAUCAUGUUUAAGACUGAAAGUUAUGAAUGAUAGAGUGAACUUUGACCUAGUCUUUUACAUACAGUACUGAUAGAAUAUUAUAAAAAGAAACUGUUAAUUAAACAUUUGUAACUUCAGAUUCUGAAUUUGUGCUUGAUUACAUUGCUUAUUUUGAUGCUUCUUUUGAUAUAUGUUUCCUGUAAUGGUGUCUUGAUAAACAUUCUGAACUUAUUAGUGAUUCUUAUAAUUUUUGUGUGUGAUUUCAAUAAAAGCAUUUACCCAGUAA
This is a messenger RNA of Mercenaria mercenaria, 9458 nucleotides long. RefSeq lists its product as uncharacterized. Bases 3109 to 4899 code for a protein of 596 amino acids. NCBI's taxonomy places the organism in Eukaryota, Metazoa, Mollusca, Bivalvia, Venerida, Veneridae. The transcript is spliced from 15 exons. The record is from RefSeq and is a predicted model, not a curated record.